Limanda limanda (common dab) is the source of this 5573-nucleotide messenger RNA. Its product is annotated as gastrula zinc finger protein xFG20-1. Gene Ontology annotation, molecular function: DNA-binding transcription activator activity, RNA polymerase II-specific; RNA polymerase II cis-regulatory region sequence-specific DNA binding. NCBI's taxonomy places the organism in Eukaryota, Metazoa, Chordata, Actinopteri, Pleuronectiformes, Pleuronectidae. Gene Ontology annotation, cellular component: nucleus. The record is from RefSeq and is a predicted model, not a curated record. Bases 208 to 4707 code for a protein of 1499 amino acids. The transcript has 2 exons. Gene Ontology annotation, biological process: regulation of transcription by RNA polymerase II.
GCUACAUAGUUAGCCACCUUGUUUAUUAUCACUCGUCUGAGAGAAAACAGUCCAAUAUCCCGCUGCUGUUAGAUGUCAAUGAGCUACAUUAUCUCACACACAGUUUCCAUUCAUUUCUAGUCAUUCUUUGCGUCAGUGAGGGAACCUGAAGCCGCAGUGGCGCUGUUCGGUCAACGAGCUAGAGGAAGCUAGCGCCACCGAGCCAAGAUGGAGGGUGCUGCUGCUUCUGUUGAGACCACCACAGAGGAGGAAGCUGGAAACAAUCCGCCCGAUGGACACCGAGCGUCGGAAAACGAUGUCCAACCCCCGACUGAGGACACAGCAGCUGACAGGGUGGGGGUUUUCUGCUGUCAGGAUUGUGAAGAAACCUUCAGAGAGGAGCCUGCCUACUUGGAGCAUCGCCAGCAGCACCUACAAGAAAACGCGUAUUUAGAUGACCAGUUGGAUGGAUUAAGCAAUGGAGAAAAAGACAAAGGAGAAGCUAAUUUUUGUACUUCAUGUUCACUGUCAUUUGUUGAACCGAGUGAAUUCGACUUGCACAUGGAGAAGAACCACGGACAAACCUCCCAAAAGGAGUCUGGUGUUCAGACAAUAUCUGGCGCAACGAAGCAACAAGCCUUUGAAUGUCCAGACUGUGGGAAAUGUUAUACGUGGCGUGGACACUUUCUUAACCAUCAGCGUACACACUUACUAGCCUCCAAAUCCGUUUUUUGUGAGCUUGAAGAGUUGAAAAAGAAAUUUAAGUGUGAGACUUGUGGUCGGAAUUAUUCCCGUGCUUCAGCUCUCGAUGCACAUCGUCGUUGUCAUGAGGAAAAGUUAGUCAAGUCAGGAAACAGGAAGUCAGGAGAUUCAUUACCCAAUGAGGAGUCGAAAGUUGAAGCCAAGCCUCCUAAAAAUAAGGCAGACGAUGCCCCUAAAAAAACUUUUCAGUGUCUUUGUGGUAAAGCAUUUCCGGCUCUGUCGCGCAUGAAGGCUCAUCAGCGAUUUAGCCGCAAUAGUCUAUGCUCCACAGAGGAAGUCAAGCCGAAACCAAAGAAGAUCUUAGGUGAGUUUCAUUGCACUAGGUGUGAAAAGACUUUCAAUAGCCACGUCGCCCUCUUCAACCAUCAGCGAUGGCAUGACAAUCGAUCAAAAGACUGCGCAAAUAGGUUUUCAUGUGAGCAAUGUGGAAAAGACUUUAUGUCACUGACGUUCUACUAUAGGCAUCAACGUUUGGCGCACAGUGACCAGGCCCCGGCAAAGUCAUUCCUCCAUCAAGUUUGUCAGCUACAGAAGAAGGCAUUUGAAUGUAAGGAAUGUGGGCUAAAGUUUUCCAGGGCUUCAGCACUUCAGUCUCAUCAGCUCCACCACACAGAGGUUUUUAGACAAACAGAGACGGGGAUCACUAUACAGACUUCUCCCCCAUCUCAACAUAAAGAACUGGAAAGUGAAGAAAAAGACACUGAGAACAUGGAGGUAAACGUGGAAUCAGAGAGGCUGCUUCCCACCAGUAUUGCUGCAGAAGACUCUGAAAGAAAUGAGAGUGAUGAAAGAAAUGAGAGUGAUGAAGACAUGGAGAGUUAUGAGCCUGGGGACUUUAAUGUUCAGGUGAUCAGUGCAAGUGAAUCUGAGGACGAGUCUGUUGAAGACCACAAUCCCGAUCUGGAGCUGCUGUGUGAAUCGGAUCAGGAAUCAACAGAUGACGGUGACCCAGAACCUUCCUCCAGUGGUCUCGUUUCCACACCGGAAAUGGACUUGAAAAUUGUACAGGUCGACUUGAAGCAGGCAGAGGAGCAGAGUGCACUGGUAGCGGGCAUGGCCGAGAAUGACCCCACAAAGAAAAGAUUUAGUUGUCCAGAAUGUUACCGUUGGUUUGCUAGUGCUUCAUCACUGCGCGUUCACAGAAUGUGGCAUGGCAUUCAUAAAAGACGCCAACCUCAAGGUCAGUCAGCGGCAGUUUGCACAUCUGACACAUGCGGCCAUGACGGCAGCAGCUACGCAGCACACUGCAGUCACACACAACACAAGAUACAAAACACAAGCAACAUUGAAUUGGAUCAGGGAGAAGGGUUAGAGAACACAAACCUGACUUGCAAUGAGUGUGGUAAAUGCUUCUCACAUUUGUCUGCUUUAGUCUCUCAUCAGUUAAAUCAUCCCAAAAGAAAACAAUUCCAAUGUCCAGAGUGUAUGAUGACUUACUUGCAUGCAGCUAGCUUGUUAAACCAUAUGAAAAACUGCUCCACUCAAAAGAAAGAGAAUACAAAGAAAGAAUACAAUCCAAAGAAGACUCUUCUAGGCCCAAAGAUGUAUCAUUGCGAGCAGUGUGGGAAGGGUUUUUGGUCCUUGGGAGCUUAUUCACACCACAAGCAAAAUCAGACAGAUUGUGCAGAAUUGAGGCAAAGAAAAGGUGACGGGGGAUCUUCGCGCUCUUUUAAUGGCCGCCCACGCUCUAGUGUUAAGGUUGCAUGUCCAGUAUGUGGUAGGAAGUUUCGUCACAAGGGCAUUAUGGCGUUGCACAUGCGAAAACAUGAAAAUGGAAAUCAUAAAUGUGAACUCUGCAGCAGGUCGUUUCGUCUUUUUUCCAGCCUCCUCAGACACCAGGUUGUGCAUAAUGACCAGUUACUCCCACCACCUAUUAAGUCUUUUCAGCAUCAGGUGGAGCAGUUGAAAAAAAACACAUACAGCUGUCCUGACUGUGGGAAGCUGUUUUCGAGAGCGAAAGCGCUUCAGUUCCAUAUGAAAAGCCACGGGUACGAGACUGGGCACUCCCAGCCGUCACCCAGAUCUAACGUAAAGCUGGAAGAUCUCCAGUGUCCAACAUGCCUCGCACAUUUCAACAGCAAGGCCUCGUUACGAGCUCAUAAAAAACUUUGCAUUAAAAGGGACAGUGGAGCAAUUGAUUGUAAGAUAGAGCCCUUAGAAAAUGUUUAUACUCGCAAGGAUAGUCUGGAUGUCGGCACUCAGAAAAUCUCUGAUCCUGCCACAUUUAUUUCUGAAGUAAAGAAAGAAAUGGACAGUGGAGAGCGAAAGAUGGAAGAUCCUAUCGGAAAAACUGAUCUGAAAUACAAAUGCAAUAAAUGUGACAGAAGCUUUUCUGUGGUUGGGGCUUUGAAUCUUCAUAAAAGAAUUCAUGCUGAUGGUUACAGAAGGGUAGCAAAAGCUAAAUUGGCCAUACAUGCGAAACCUAAAAAGGAAGAGGCCGGUAAAGGGCUGUUUCACUGCUCAGAAUGUGGGAGGCGCUUCAUGUCUAACUCUGCCCUCUGCGCCCACAAACGGUGGCACAAAGGAAAGCUAUUUUCACUGUCUUUGCUCAAAGAGGAUGAAUUGAAGUCUGUUAGGUUAAAGGCAGAGGAGGGACCUUUUCAGUGCAACAUGUGUGGCAAACAGUUUUUUAACCGCUUUGUUCUCCAGCGCCACCAAAUGUUUAAUCCUCUGUGUCGAACCAAAUUUCAACCACAGCCCGAUUCCAGUAAAAAUGCAGAGAGCAGCAGCUCACUGGGAAAGUUCUCAUGUCCUGAAUGUAACAAGACAUUUGUGCAAGGUUCGCUCCUGGCUGCCCACUAUGAAAACGAGCACAGUAAAUUCUGUGAGGCUGCAGAUCCUGAAGGAGACGGAGUUGUCUUAGUAGACUGCGUUCCAGCACAGGUAGAUGACAGUUGCAAUGGGAGUGAGUUCACACCAUCGACAACAAAGGGAAAAACUUACCAGUGUUCAAUCUGUUCUAUGACCUUUGCCAAAGCAAGAGGUCUGCAUGCCCACAAAAGUCAGGCCCACUUAAAGAGAACAAAAGGCAAACAUACAUUUCCUUUGAGUACAAAAAUGGAUUCCAUUGCUACGAGCAGUGAAGAAGAUUCAUCAUCUGUAGACAACAGUACAGUAGUGAGCAGUCAUUAUCCUGCAAAGAAAAAUAGCCCUGUUGGCCCAGAAAAGAAGAUCAUCAUAUCUGCCUCUUCACCUGUGAAAUCUGUCACAUGUCUGGACUGUGGGAAAGAGUGCAGAUCUGCACACCAUAAGAAAGAAUGCAUGGAUGUUGAGCCUGAGUUUAAAUCAGAAGUCCAGACUCCAGAAUCCACCGCUGACAUUUCCUCCCCACCUGGGCCUCUGUUUGAGCAAUCAGUGAAAUGCCUCUUCAAGUGCGAUAAGUGUGGGAAAGCUUUUCAGACAGUGGAACAGCUAAGAACCCAUAAAACCAAGGCAAAGAGUCGGCCUUUUUGCUGCGCUCUGUGCUGCCAUGCCUUUUGGACUGAGAAUCAGCUGCAGCAGCACCUCACCUGGCACGAUGAAGUCCGCUGCCGUCUCCCAAACGAGGUCCGCUACAGGCUCAGCGCUGCUAUCACCCCCAAUCCUCUAAAAGCCAACAAGUCCCUCCCUUCUUCUACACUGAACCAACCUACGAUAAACCCAGACAUCCAGUCGCAAAGUAGCCAUAAGUGCCAACACUGUGGGAAAGCCUUUCUUUCACCAGCUGCAUUACAAAAACAUGAGACUCAGCACUGUAACAGUGACUCUUAUCAUUGCUCCAUUUGCCCCAGGACCUUCAGUGCAAUACAGGACCUUAUUGAUCAUCACCAGGAAUGUAUCGGGGAUUACAUAGGGCAGAGUGAAGCCCCCGCUGCGGUCUCAUCAGGAGAUACCCAUGGUCUUACUUGUCUGGAAUGUGGAACUACUUUUAGUCAAGAAACUGAUUUGCACCAGCACUGUAGUGAACAUACCUGUGGAGUGUAUUAGAUUAGACAAAUGGAAAAGAUCUGAAUUGACGACACUAGAUUGUAGAUAUUUGUUUUUCUUCAGAUAUAAUUAUUUGUUGGACCUUUAGUGUAGCUAAAGUAGAUGUGUUUUCUCUAUUUGUUCAGAUCUUAUUUGAAAUUCUUUGUAUUUAAAAAAGCAGCUGCUUAGGUUAUUUUCUUCUCUGGAUUUCUCCACUAGACUAGUAUUUUAAAUGUAAAAAAAAACCUCACUUACAUUGCAAUUGUGUUUAUGUAUUUUUGAGCCACCUGAUGCUGAAGUUCCUAACUAGAUAAAUUUGAAGAAGAAAAAAAAUUAAGAGAUUUCUGCAUGUACUUUUCUGUCUUCUUGCAUUUAAGAUUCACAGAAAAAAGAAAAAUGCUGUUGACGCACUAUUUACUGCAAAUUUCUCGUACUUUGCUGCUGUCAUUUCAACACCUGAGGUUUUGCUAUUUGCAAAUGUCAGAUAAAGAAAAGAAUAACAUAAAAAAAAUCAAUGUGCAACGUUUACUUGAAUCAUGUUAAAGAUGUUCUGAUGUUGGACAUUACAGCCAGUUACUGCCGUAAAACGUCAUGUUCAAUACAGUUUGCAUUAAUCGAUUCAUUUUUUUGCUCGUCAGUGUUUCUAUUUUGUGGAAAGACUAUUCAUUAAACUACAGUAGUGCUUUUGUCGAUGUAGGAUAGUUGUUUGUUCACUGUAGCAUUUGUGUCGUGGCAAAACUAUUUGUAUUGUACAAGAGACGUUGCUUUGCUAUAUUAACUUAUGAAAAUGUAGAUGACAGUAUACUCUUCGACUCCUUGUCCUGCCAUUUCUGAAACUAGGAAGAAAAAGAUCUCUGAAAAGUCACAAAAUAAAUUAAUCGAUAUUU